GGAACAGCCUACACCUCCUAUAUCAAGCGCAACCGUGCAGACACGUCCUUGACGGAUUGCCUUGCAGCUCCUUCACGAUCUCCGAUCUCUUCCUAGACCUCAUCAUUCUUCCCUCGCAUCCUGUGUUAUCAUUCCCUCUUGAUCAUUCUUAGUAUCCAUUCAUCUUUCAUUCUUCACGCUCCACAUCAUUCUGAGUGCAAGGGGACGCAUCCCUGCGCUGAAGGUGUGAUGUUGCCCGGGCUGGCGAGAGAUUCCCCGGCGUAUUCUCACCAGGCUGGAUCGGCCUCGCAUGGAAACGGUUCUUCGGUUUCUCUCACGUCCAGUAGACUUCACCUAGUCACACACUAAUAAUCUGCAUCAAUGAGUACAAAUAACAAAGAUACCCCCCUGGCUAAAGAAGAGCACAUACGCCAAUCAGUAUAUUCGCACCUUUUCAAUAAAUCUAUAUCAAAGACACGUUUUUAAAAGGUUGAAUUUAAAUUACGUUUAGAUAUGCUUCUGGUGAACUGCCUUGAUGAUUAGAAUCAUCACGGCAGUGCAGAUUUUUUUAAUGUGAAGUUUCUGGAAUGAGAACAGCGUUUCGGUGUCAGGCGAGCAUCUCAAGUUCUUCACACCUCCUGGAUCUACGUAGGUGCGAUUCCUGAGGCCCAUUAUUGUACGAUGAGGACUCCAUUUUAGUUUUAUUUCUAGCAAUCUACGUUGACCAAAACCCUCACCGUCGAUUCUUUUCAAACGCAAAUACCAUUGUACUAACACGCCAGGCAAAAUAGUAACUACACCAACAACCUUUGUGCGUAUGCAGCCAGAUUAAGCGCUAUUCUCCGCAUUCUUUGGGGUAUUUCUCGCCUCAUCCUCCCCGGCGAAAUGAAGAACGCCAGUCUGUUAUUACUGACUAUCUGGUCUGUGUUUGGGGCUUACUUGGGUCUGCUGCUGACCAGCGUAGGGACCUUCACCAACCAGUGGGUGUUCACCUCGGAGGAGAGACAUCUUGACUUCCACAACGGCACACUAAGAAUCACCAUGGACAUGUACUCAGGCCUGUUGGAGUCGUGCAGGAUAGGAGUCACAUACAGAUGGGACUUGAAAGAUGCUUGGAGGCAAGUGGAAAGUAACGCAACACAGGAAAUCCUGCCAAGACCAGGCUCUCCCGCUUGCGUGAAAAUCCGAAGCGUCCUUCCUGCCCCUGGUUCACCGCCCAAGGAUAUUACUUCGGCUGCAUUAGCCAAGAUCAACUCAGUGUGGCCCUUCCCCGUCAUCAGCUUCCUUCUUCUCAUCGUCUCGUCGGUUCUCAGCACGUUAGGUCUCUGCAUACCGACCAAGAGGGCCUUUACGUUCUUCGCUGGUGUGGUUUGCGUUGUGGCCGGUUUAUUUGUCCUGACGGGGAUUGUGUGUUAUAUCAUCGCCGUAGGGGAUGCAGUUAUUGAGAAGCAUCCGCCCUUACCAGACAAGGUAUUCAAGUACGGCUACGGUUACUCUUUCUGUUUCUGUGCCAUCUCCUUCCUUGUGACCGAGGCCACGGGCGUAGCAUCACUGUACCUGUUCAUCAAGCAGGAGACCUACGCCUUGCGCAGCGAGAAGGAGCGGUUUCGACACCGGCUCACCGCCUCUGGCUCCGGUACGUCGGUAGCCACGGGAAGCACCCAGACCAUCCCGCCCAAAGUGACCGUCGAGACAACCACAGACGUGUGGCUGUAGUAGGGUAGUCAUUGGAUGAUAUGGAAUUAAGAUCCAGCAUGGCUGUGCAAGCCUCUGCGGUGACAAGGCCAAAGUUAUAAUUUGGGCAAAUGUAAGGCAACGCCCAAGCGUCAGCGAGCUUGUUGAAUCCUGUUAUUCUUCCAGCUGCAUUUCACCUAAGGUUAUCUAAGACUUGUCUGAGAUCACAUAUAAUUAUAAAAGUACUUUUGUUGGAUCAGACUGUAGCAACUUAGAAGAGACAGUAGAGACAGGUACUAACACAACUGUUUUAUUUAAAAAGAAUGGCUGCGACCCUUGGUCUUCAUCUCCAGUCCGUAUCAAACCUGCAUACAUAUUAUAGUCACUGUUUUAUGCGUUCAUUUGUAUAUAAAUUCUUCGCUGAAUUUGUAGCCAUACUGGAAGGUUGAACCUACUGAAACAUAAUUUUCAUAGCCUGCGAAUCCAGUCGUAGUUGAUAUUGUCACUGAAUAUGCAUGUCUAUAGAACAGCGCUGCAAUCCACACAAACUGACGAGUUCCCCUUAGGUAACGUCUUCCAGUUUAUAACCAACGGAAACGAAAUUAAGAAACCUUCAGCCCAUUCUAUCCCAAACCACUUCUUUCAUAUUUAGUGUUCUCUCAGUUAUUCGGGCGGCAAAACAUCUACGGCAGAUUGUAUCUAUCAAAUAAUCGAAAACUAUAUAAAAUUGUCUACAAUUCAAUGCUCAUAAAUGUCAAGGUUUUUAAAAAGUCGACAUUAUAUAUGUAUAGGCUACACAGAUUUUGGUUUAAAGCAAUUAAAAGGUGUUGCGAAUGUCAAUUAGAAAACGAGCGAUUCACAAUAGUGCUCUUCCAAGAGUUUGCAACGAGUUGACGAAUCACAAGGCGCGAAAUCUGUCGACUCCUUCCAAACACGCAUGCGUCGACAGAUUUCUCGCGGUGUGGUUGGCCAACGCGUUGCAAACUCAUGGAGGCCCACUAUUGGGAAACGCCCAUAUUGCCUGUGAUUUUCAGCUGGCACGUUUCUGUAAUUUGAUGAGGAUCCACCCUCAAUCUUGAUCUCAGUUCUUAACUGGCGCUGAUGUUGCGGAAAAUUAAAUUUGUAUUUGUGCUAAGGCAUGGUGCACAAUUUGAACACCUUGUACAUAUACUUUGUCAACAGAUAAAACGUUGUUAGUGCUUUGUGAAUUAUAUUAUUAUGAUUUUAAAUUAAAUAGUAAGUUAUUAGAAACAGUCGGAAAAAAAUUAAAAAUGGCGGAGUGCAAUGCAGCAUGCGUAAUCAA
Molecule: messenger RNA, 2956 nt
Organism: Acanthaster planci (crown-of-thorns starfish)
Lineage: Eukaryota; Metazoa; Echinodermata; Asteroidea; Valvatida; Acanthasteridae
Product: voltage-dependent calcium channel gamma-5 subunit-like
Biological process (GO): neurotransmitter receptor transport, postsynaptic endosome to lysosome; postsynaptic neurotransmitter receptor diffusion trapping; neurotransmitter receptor internalization
Cellular component (GO): AMPA glutamate receptor complex; postsynaptic density membrane
Molecular function (GO): channel regulator activity; voltage-gated calcium channel activity
Source: RefSeq, a predicted model, not a curated record